GAAUUUAUGGGAGGAGACUUGGGGGAUUCAUAGAACCCCGGAGGGGGCCAACAAAGAGCUGGCGACAGACUGAGCAAUCACCAAAGCUGGAGGGGACAGAGGGCUGGAAUAGGGACGCUGACAGAGGCAAAAAUCUGCUAACUCAGGGGGCAGACUCAACCAGGGCUGCGAACAGGCCUGGGGGAUGACCCCCCGAUCUCGAACCAGCGCCUUCCACGGCUGCACGGCUGUCUCAAGCUGUCUCUGCCUCUGUGCCUGGCCCUUGCCCUGUCCCUCGCUAGCAUCACCCUUACCUGUGCCACAUGGGCCCUCUGACUCCUACCAGGACCAUGCGACUCUGGGGGCCUCGGAGCCUGGGGGUGGCUCUGGGAGUCUUCAUGACCAUCGGAUUUGCCCUCCAGCUCUGGGGGGGGCCCUUCCAGAGGAGGCUACCAGGCCUGCAGCUCCGACAGCCCUUGGCCCCAUCUCCAGGAUCGGCUGUUUCCUCCUGCCUGCCCCGGCAGCGACUUGUGUUCCUGAAGACGCAUAAAUCUGGGAGCAGCUCUGUGCUGAACCUGCUUCAUCGCUAUGGGGACCGACACGGGCUGCGCUUUGCCCUCCCUGCCCGCUACCAGUUCGGCUACCCAAGGCUUUUCCAGGCCUCUCGGGUCAAAGGCUACCACCCUCAAGGUGGAGGUACCAAGCCGGCCUUCCACAUCCUCUGUCAUCACAUGAGGUUCAACCUGAAAGAGGUACUUCAGGUCAUGCCUUCUGACAGCUUCUUCUUUUCCAUUGUCCGAGACCCCGCAGCUCUGGCCCGGUCUGCUUUCUCCUACUAUAAAUCCACCUCAUCAGCCUUCCGCAAGGCACCAUCCUUGGCCGCCUUCCUGGCCAAUCCUCGAGCCUUCUAUCGACCUGGGGCCCGUGGGGACCACUAUGCACGCAACUUGCUGUGGUUUGACUUUGGUCUCCCCUUCCCUCCAGAGAUGAAGACCAAGAGAGGGAAUCCUCAUCCACCUAGAGACCCCAACCUCCCACAGCUGAAUGUUUUGCCUUCUGGCACUGGACCCCGAGCCCAACACCCCUUGGAUCCCAAUGCUAUCUUCCAUCCUGCUCCCACAGUUGCUGGUGGUCACAGCCAGACAUCCAGCCCUGCCUCUUUAGAUUUGGGAUCUUCGUCCUUCAUCCAGUGGAGCCUGGCCUGGCUGGACUCUGUCUUUGAUCUGGUCUUGGUGGCCGAGUACUUUGAUGAGUCAUUGGUUCUACUGGCAGAUGCUCUGUGCUGGGGUCUGGAUGACGUGGUGGGCUUCAUGCACAAUGCCCAGGCUGGGGGUGAGCAGGGCAGAGGCGCUGUCAGCAAUGGUGGAGUGACCACUGAGGACAGGCAGCUGAAUGCACGGGCCCGAGCCUGGAACCACCUGGACUGGGCUCUCUACGUUCACUUCAACCACAGUCUGUGGGCACGGAUAAAUCAAUACGGCCAGAGCCGGCUGGAGAGUGCUGUGGCAGAGCUCCGGGCUCGCCGAGAGGCCCUGGCUAAACAUUGUCUAGAGGGGGGUGAGGCUUUAGACCCCAAAUAUAUCACUGACCGACGGUUCCGCCCUUUCCAAUUUGGGUCAGGUAAGGUUUUGGGCUACGUACUUCGGAGUGGACUGAGCCUCGCAGACCAGGAGGAGUGUGAGCGUCUGGCUACCCCUGAGCUACAGUACAAGGACAAGCUAGAUGCCAAGCAGUUUCCCCCCACAGUCUCUCUGCCCCUUAAGACUUCAAGGAUACUCUCCCCCUAGGCAUCAGACCACUAAGUCUUAGGCUGAAGAGCAGCGAAGCUACGAGGGCACACACGACUGAGUAUGGGGCGGCCAGAUGCCACUUCUGCUUCCCCCUGAAAGCAUGUCUGUGCCCUAGAGGUUGAAUGAAACUUUGCACAGAUGUGGGUACCAAGUCUUCCAGCCCGUGCCAAGGCAUUCCAGGCAUUCAGCUCCUUGCAGUACCGCCCCCCCCAUUUUCCCCCUUCCCCUUUCCAACCCCCUGGGAGGUCCCUAUAGCACUCUCAAAGAUCCCCCCCAGAGGAGCAAAUCAUGGAGUAGGCAAGACAAAAUUUGGAACGUGUGGGUUGGAAUAAUGCGUCCAUUUCUCUAUGAAUUAUUUGGUUCUGGACUAUGCUCAUUUCACUGUGAAAUGUUUGUUGAAUGAAUAAAUAAUUUGAACCUUU
This is a messenger RNA of Ailuropoda melanoleuca (giant panda), 2191 nucleotides long. It is a transcript of the gene GAL3ST4, whose product is annotated as galactose-3-O-sulfotransferase 4. NCBI's taxonomy places the organism in Eukaryota, Metazoa, Chordata, Mammalia, Carnivora, Ursidae. Gene Ontology annotation, biological process: glycolipid biosynthetic process. Gene Ontology annotation, cellular component: membrane. Gene Ontology annotation, molecular function: galactosylceramide sulfotransferase activity. The coding region runs from base 303 to 1766 and encodes 487 amino acids. The record is from RefSeq and is a predicted model, not a curated record. The transcript is spliced from 4 exons.